GGAUCACGUGGUGGAAGUAAUCGCAGCGGCCGUCUCGGCGAGCAAAUUAGGGUUUCUUCGACGCCCCCAAUCCCACAUGGAAGGAGAUUGAACUCUCCAAAAAUUCUUCAAGAUCGAGCGCAGCCGCGUACGGAUCCGAGUGGAAUCCUCUAUUGUUACGCAAAUCUCUGUCUUCUUUGGCUGGGAUUUGGUGAUAUUAUUGCUUUUGUGGCUGUGAAACUUGAUGGAGAGCAUCGGAACUCUCAACCCUUCCAUGGAGUUCGAUAACUCUCAAGAAGGUGAGCUCGAACCCCUGAUCCAAAUCCAACCCCGAGAAUGUGAUCUCGACCAGCCCAUCGCCGUCGACCCCCUGCACCACGAUUCCAUCGCCGUUCUCCUCGCUAACCAGCCGGAAGACUGUCCGGUCUCCGGAGAAGGGCGGGAGCUGGUGGCCGCCACCGCGGUGGAAAUGGAGGCCGUGGCCGAGGUGGCCUGUGGCGAUCUCCAUGAGCCAGCCAUGGGAAUGGAGUUCGACUCCCCGGACGCUGCCAGGGCCUUCUACUCCGCUUACGCCGAGCGCGUCGGCUUUCGGAUUCGCAACAGCAAAUCCUUCACCUCCCGGGUCGACGACACCGUGAUCAUGAGGCGCUUCGUCUGCUCAAAGCAGGGCCGGCCAACGAAGAAGGACCCCUUCGACCUCACCAAGAAGCGGCGCAACCGCACCUCCUCCCGCGAGGGCUGCAACGCCAUGCUCCAGGUCAACCGUCGUGAGAACGGCCGGUGGGCCAUCUCAAGGUGUGUGCUUGACCAUUGCCAUCCCCUCGGCGUCAUCCCUAAGCAAUCGCCUGCUGUUCAGAAGAAGCUAGCCAAGAAGCCUUGGGAGCUUCUUGUCUCCCCCGCCACAGAGCCACAGCAGAGUGGGCUAGGUCCUGGUGGUGGCGUGGCACAGAGUCUCCUGGAGUACUUCAAACGGAUGCAGGCAGAGAAUCCUGCAUUCUUUUAUGCAAUACAAGUUGACCGGAAUAAUUGUGUCUCGAAUGUGUUCUGGGCUGACGCCCGAGCAAGGAUGGCAUAUAGCUAUUUUGGUGAUGCAGUUGUUUUUGACAUGACCUGUAAGAAGAACAAGCGCAUGGUGCCUUUUGCAACUUUUACUGGAUUUAACCACCAUAGGCAGCUUAUUGUGUUCGGUUGUGCAUUUAUGACGGAUGAGAGUGAGGCUUCUUUCACUUGGCUAUUUGAGACAUGGCUUGGAUUGAUGAGCGGACGUCGGCCGGUGUCUUUCAUCACUGCCUAUAAUGAGUCCAUGGCGGUGGCUGCAAGCAAAGUGUUCCUGAAUGUUCGGCAUAGGUUCUGCAAGAGGGACAUUUUUGGCAAGUGCAAGGAUAAGCUUUCAGGUGUCUAUUUGAUACAUCCUUCAUUUAAGGCUGAGUUUAAGAAAUGUGUGAAUGAAUGUGAAAGUGUCGAAGAAUUUGAUUCCUGUUGGAGGUCACUAAUCGAUAGAUAUAAUUUGGAGGACAACAUGUGGAUGCAAGCCCUUUAUGCAAUUCGGCAGAAAUGGAUUCCUUUGUUCUUUAGAGGAACAUUCUUUGGGGAAUUUUUUGGGACUCCAAAAUUGGAGACCAUGCACAAAUUUUUCCAGAGACACUCCAUCACAACGACCACUCUGCGUGAUCUAGUUUCUCAGUUUGAUAAAGCUAUGGCUGGGCAAUAUGAGAAGGAACUACAAUCAGACUUUGAUGCAAAUCAUACAAGGCCUGUUUUAAGGACUCCAUCACCGAUGGAAAAACAAGCAUCAGAAGUUUACACAAAAUCCAUAUUCGACUUAUUUCAGGAGGAAUUUGCAGGGUCGUCAGGAUUUUUAAAGGAGAAAGUUGCAGAUGGUGUUGAAUAUAUGUAUCGGGUGACUAAAAUUGAGGAUGCCAGUAAAGCAUACAUGGUCACAUAUAAUGCUUCCAACAAGCACAUAACCUGUAGCUGUUUCAUGUUUGAGUUCUCAGGCAUCCUCUGUAGGCAUGUGUUAGGAGUGCUGAUAGUAGUUAGUGUUCUUACACUUCCAGAUGAUUAUAUCUUGAGAAGAUGGACGAAGAAUGCCAAGAGUAAUGGUUUAUCUUGUGAAGAUCGUGGUUUAUGUCAACGUAAUUCUCGAAAAGCUUUGGCUUGGAGGUGCAAUGAUCUCUGUCGUGAUGCCAUUAAGUUUGCAGAGGAAGGGGCUACCUCAGCAGUAAUAUAUAAAGUUGCAAAGGGCGCUUUGCAGAAGGCUUUUGCUGAAGUCUUAGCUACUAAGAAAGGUUCCUUCUUCAACAGACCAGGAAGGUGAAGUAAUUUCCCUAUGAUAAUUGUUGAUGAGGAUAAAAUUUCUGGUGGUUGGCGAACUGAUUAAAGAACAACUUCACUGCUGCAGUGCAUAUUGAGACAGUGAUACUGGACAUAAUCUUGAAAUUGAUUCCUUUACUAAUAAUCGAGUCUCGCACCAGUAUUUGUAGAAAAGGAAACCAUCAUUAAGUUGGAAGAAGUGCAAUGGUGCAUAGCGAUUGUUGUUGCUUGACAACUGAGGGCAUUAAAGAAACAGUAGAUCUCAUCCUGAGAUUUGACCAACUGGUGAUCCUUCUGGUUCAGCUACAGGCAUAACAGUGAUGCACAAAUCUCAUCAUUAGAAGCAACUUCCAAAAGCUGUAGGAUGAUUGUCCAUCGUAUCAAAACGUGAUACCAAGUGAUUCCUGUUCCACAGUGUCCUGUUUCUUUCAACCCCAAAUGUUUGCACUCAUGAGGGAUUUGGUGAAAGCUUGGAGUUAGCCUGUUGACAGUAGUUUGUUUAUGGACAUCAAUCCUACCACAAAAUUAUUGUGAAGUGUUUAAAGAAUUUUAUCUGCGGUUUGUUAUAAUAUUUAUUCUUUGCAAAGCUGCACUUUGGCGAAUGUUAUUUUGCUGGAUGUGCCAUGCUAGGAAAAGCUCAAGUAACUCUGCAUAUAUAUUUGGUUUAAACUAUGUGUGGAUGAAGAGCUAGGAUAGAUAAAGCAUCGGAAAGGACAGAUGUAGAAACACCAGGGUCGGGACAGUAACAGCUGAGAGAUAGCUGAUACAGCCAAUGAAAAUAUUCCAGUGUAAGAAAAUCUAACCAAAUGCUUUCAAUUAAACUGUAUACAAGCUUUCAUGAUGGAUAUGCUACCUCAAGUGUGCUGGGGAUAUGAGUUUUGUCCUGGACUAUCUUGUCAUUUUGUUCCUAGAACAGUUCCUUAGUGGUGUGCUACACCUGUUAUGACAAUGAUUAACAAUGUUAUGAUUAUUUUUUAGAACAUUAA
Musa acuminata AAA Group (dessert banana) is the source of this 3278-nucleotide messenger RNA. Its product is annotated as protein FAR1-RELATED SEQUENCE 9-like. The coding region runs from base 224 to 2296 and encodes 690 amino acids. NCBI's taxonomy places the organism in Eukaryota, Viridiplantae, Streptophyta, Magnoliopsida, Zingiberales, Musaceae. The transcript has 5 exons. Gene Ontology annotation, molecular function: zinc ion binding. The record is from RefSeq and is a predicted model, not a curated record. Gene Ontology annotation, biological process: regulation of DNA-templated transcription.